AUGGGCUGCGCUGCCGCUCCUGCAUAUCUUCGUUCACAUGUUGCUGCAGGUGCAGCACGGGCUGCUGCUGCUGCUGCUGCUGCUGCUGCUGCAGCUGCUUCUGCUUUUGCUGCUGCGGCUGCAGCAGCUGUGGCGCGACGUACUCAUGACCUCGAAGCGUUGCUGCUCCAGCGCUCAUGGCUAGCAUGUGCUGCUGCUGCUGUUGCUGCUGCUGUUGCUUCUGCUGCUGCUGCUGCUGCUGCUGCUGCAGCUGCGGCGGCUCUUGUGGUUGCUUCCCUUCUUGCCUCCCUCGUCGCUGCUGCUGUGCCUGCUGUUGCUGCAGCUGCGGUUGCUGCUGCUUCGGCUGCUGCUGUUGCGAUCCGCCCUGAGGCUGCUGCUGCUGCUGCCGCGGCUGCUGCUGCUGCUGCUGCUGCUGCUGCUCUGUCUCAAACUCGCUGCUCUGCAUGCAUAGUGGCCCAAGGCCGGCGGUGGAGAGCAUCGCGCGCGCUGCUGCUGCUGCUGCUGCUGCUGCUGCUGCUGCUGCUGGGCUGCUGCCUCCUGUCGGGAUUCUGCAGGAGCAGCGUCUGCUGCAGCUAA
This is a messenger RNA of Eimeria necatrix, 576 nucleotides long. RefSeq lists its product as hypothetical. The transcript has a single exon. The record is from RefSeq and is a predicted model, not a curated record. Bases 1 to 576 code for a protein of 191 amino acids. NCBI's taxonomy places the organism in Eukaryota, Apicomplexa, Conoidasida, Eucoccidiorida, Eimeriidae.